AAGCUGGGGCGGAAGAUUGCAUGCAGUAGAUUAAAUUCGUUUGCACAUUUUCUCUGCUUUUGUGAUGCGACGACGCAAGGGUGGAAAAGAGAGAGAAUUUAAAGAAGGAGACAAUGAUGUGUGCAGGCUGUGUUCCAAAGGACCAGAUGAAGACAUUUUUGGAAAAUUUUUCAGAGAUGCAAGUACUGGUUUUUCAGUUCACCAGUAUUGUAUGUUUCUUUCUUCAGGACUGGCUCAGAAAGGAAAAGAGGAUGAAGAAUUUGAUGGAUUUCUAAUUAAGGACAUAAAGAAGGAAAUAACAAGAGCAAAAAGGCUGAGAUGCAGUUUCUGCAAGAAGCUGGGUGCCUCCAUUGGCUGUUGUAAGGGUGGAUGUCGUGAAACUUUUCAUUAUAAAUGUGGGAAAGAAAAUGGAGCUCUGUUUCAAUUCUUUGAUACCUUUAAUUCUUUUUGUCGGCUUCACCGCCCAACCCAGGAUGUGGCAUUACAAAAAAACCAAACUUGUCCAAUCUGUAGGUGUGAAAUAGGACAUAAGAGUAAGAUACCAAUCGCUGUUAUCCCUCUUGUUACACCUUGCUGUAGAAUGACGUGGUUUCACAACAACUGUCUUCAGAAAUAUGCAAACUCGAGUGGGUCAUAUUACUUCCGUUGCCCAGUUUGCAACAAUUUGGAAGAAUUUCAAGAAGAAAUGAAGAGAAUGGGAAUUUUUAUACCUGAACAGGAUGCCAGUUGGGAAAAAGAAGACGCUUUUGCUGACCUUCUUUUUCAAUACAGUCGCUGUGAUGCAAAGAAGUGUGUCUGUCAAAACGGCAGAGAGCACAAGGAAACGUCAGGAAAAUGGCGCAUACGCUUGUGUGACAUCUGUGGCCAAACUGGCACCCAUCUGAAGUGUCAACGCUGGAAGAAAUCCCCAGGGGAAUGGCACUGUGAUGUAUGUGGAGACAAAAAGUCUCAACCAAGAACACGGCAAAGACAAAUAGGGGAUCGUUCCAUGAACUAUUUAAGCAGCGAUGAUGAUGAUGAUGAUGAUGACAGGGAAUCACCAACAGAAGACUGUGAUGUCAAUGUGUGUUCUGUGUCAGAUGAUGAAGUUCCUUUGGCUGAGAUUAGAAAUGAGCUAAACUGCAGAGGAGAGACACCUCUAUGUGUAGAUAAUGUUGUGAAGAGGCCUAAAGCAGUAGCAUCUCCUAUGAGGAAACGUGCUAGAGUUUCCCUUCAAAGAUCAGAUGAUGAAGAUGAAACAACUGAACUGAAAGAAGACCAUACAAAUAAACCUCAAGAAACCCCUGAGUGUAGUGGCCUUCAUCUUGGUGACAUUUUUGCUUCAACCUCAUCUAUGACAACUAGUCUUCUUCUUACACUCUCUGGUUUAAUCACAGGGACAACAAGAGAAAAUAUUCAAAGUGACUUUGAACCAAUUCUUAAUGAAUCAGUAGAAUCUGAUUGCUCAUCAGAGGCAAGUAUAGAGUUUGUGAAGGCAGUGAAAACAGAUGAGAAACAUUUCAACAGUGAAAUAAAUGUCGGCAGAUCGGCUGGUAAGUUGCAGAGAAGAGCAGGUUUCCAAGAAGUAAAACAGGAUUUGUCCUUGACAACUUCAAAAGCAGUCAGAGAUUCUGUUGAAGCAGAAUCUUGCAUCAUUUCUGGAAAGACUGAAGGACGAGAGUCCACUUCAGUAGAGAAUUUGUCAGUGUCAGAGAACAAGGAUGAGAUUGAUGAAGAUUUUUGUUGCAUCACUAAAGUUGUGAAAAAGUCAUGUCCUGUUGGAAAUGACAAAUGUGGGCAGAAUUGUGAUCUUGAUUGCUGUAAUUCUGUAGCACGUCACAUUUACCAGUCUCCAUCACCAUCCAAAGUGUCUAUGAGUUCAUGUUCCCACAAAGACAUACAAAGUAAGAAAGUGAGUGGUUCUAGUACUUAUAGUGGUAGAAGUCUUGUCAAAGAGAAAAUAGGCAAACCUGCAGAUCAAAACAAACUCUUAAAUGAAGCAACCACUGAGGCACGUUUUUUCUCUGUUGGCACCAAUACUUUGCCCUUCAAACAAUGUGUUAAGAAAGAUUCUCGUCACAAGUUAGCUUCAGAUGCUGCAUCAACCCGAAGGAAAAGAAUGAAAUUGAGCAGCAAAAAGUCUGGCAAGCGUCUGAAAAGAUUUGCUGCUGUCCAGGAUGACAAAGUAGCUUUGAGUCACAAAUGCUAAUACUGACAUUUAAAAAAAAAUUGCAUGUAGUAUUUUUAUUGUAUAGUUGAAGGAGUUUGGAUGGUAAUGGCAACACAUUUGAGGAUGAAGUCCUGGAAGUCCGUGAAGCUAUAUGUUGACUCCUUAACUAAAAAUAUAUUUUCUCAACUCUAUGGAGAAUUCUUAAACAGUGACAUCAUAGUAUCAAGUUUUACAUUUUAGUGGGGCUGCUAUUAUAGGUAGUUGCCAUUUAAAACCCUUUCACUCCCGAGAUCUCAUUUGUAAAUCUCCUUACAGUCUGACAUACAAUUCUUAUGAUGUUGGUUCAGAGAAUUUGGUAUUGGAUCAACUAACAAUCCCCUGAUUGAUCCUUUUU
Messenger RNA from Stylophora pistillata, 2543 nucleotides. RefSeq lists its product as uncharacterized. The record is from RefSeq and is a predicted model, not a curated record. Gene Ontology annotation, cellular component: nucleus. NCBI's taxonomy places the organism in Eukaryota, Metazoa, Cnidaria, Anthozoa, Scleractinia, Pocilloporidae.